UCCACCUCUGGAGUCCAGAAGGACCAUUCUCCUUUUUGUGGCCAGGCCACUUGGCACAUUUUAGUUUCCUUUUGAUUUGAAUAAAACAAAAAUGAGUGCUGAGUCACUUGGCAUUGUGAACCAUAUUCCAUUCUGCCUCACUUUUUUCUAUUCCCUCCAAUUUUCACUUUCAUGUCAUCCUUUGGAAUUUCCUGUCGUCAUCUUGGAAUUUCCAUUUCGGCUUCUCCCAGCUGCCUCCAGGUCUCCCUUUUAAAAGAGGGCUGAAUCCAACUGCUGCACACUGAGCUACAUCUUCCAGAGCUUCUGCUCCUGCUCUGACAACCCUCACCCGGUGGAAAGAUGAAGGUCUCUGCAGCCGGACUGGCUCUUCUCCUCAUUUCAGCCUCCUUCUCCCAAACAUUCUCUGGUCCAGCUGGACUCAACAUCCCAAUAUGCUGUUUCACAUACACGCAGCACAAAAUCCCACGGAAGCUCAUCCAGCGUCAUUACACCACCAGCAGCAGCUGUCCCCAGUCAGCCAUUGUGUUUGUCACAAAGGAAGGCCGCCAGAUCUGUGCCAAUCCCAAACACACCUGGGUCCAAAGCUACCUGAAAAUCUUGAAGCAGAACUGAGCCAAGCAGUGUGGCAAGAGUAGCUGCUGUCAUAGACAAUUCACAUUAUCCUGAGCUCCAGCUGUGGAGCAGGACUCUGGGAUAACAGGAGCCACAGGAGCAUCUGCAGCUAUCCCAAGGGACUGCUGGAAGGGCACCUUGUGUUUGGGGCUGCUGCUCAUCUUUGGCUUGCAUGGGCCAGGCUUCAGCCUCAUCCCUCUGCCCCAACCCCAGGCCCAUGGGACCAUACCUUGGAUGUUGUACUGUUUGAAGUUAUUUAAGAAAUCAUCAUAUGGAGUAGUCAGUCCUUUUUUUUUCUGUGGAUAAUGAUGUUAUUUAUAGGGGGGUGACAAGGGAGGAUAUUUCUAGGAGCGUGAUCCAAUGUUGGA
Molecule: messenger RNA, 980 nt
Organism: Catharus ustulatus (Swainson's thrush)
Lineage: Eukaryota; Metazoa; Chordata; Aves; Passeriformes; Turdidae
Product: C-C motif chemokine 4 homolog
Exons: 3
Coding region: 340-612 (90 amino acids)
Biological process (GO): immune response; positive regulation of GTPase activity; lymphocyte chemotaxis
Cellular component (GO): extracellular region
Molecular function (GO): CCR chemokine receptor binding; chemokine activity
Source: RefSeq, a predicted model, not a curated record